AUGGGCCUCUUCAAGCGCAAGGAGCGCCUGGACUCGCCGCAAUUGCACGGCCUGCUGGCGCCUAUAAAUACCACGCCGUCGCCUUCGCUGGACUCGGGCUCGAAAAGCAGUAAAGUCAGGUUCUUGAAGGGAAGACAUCUGCAUCAGGAAGAGAAGACAGGGGAGGAGCUGAAACCCAGGCUGAAACCGCUGCUUCCACGGCAAAUCAGUACUGAACAUCAUAUUGUGCAUCACCAGGAUGAGGACGAAGAGGAAUUCGAGUCAGAUCUGGACUACGAGCCUCAUAUGCAUACAUGGAUCCCUAGAGAUAGGACGGCUACGGUAUCCCAGCUUUCUACGUUGAUGGGGUACUGUGGGUUGGGGUCGCUGGAUCUGAAGGAGGCGCUUCAGAAAGCUGCCAACGAGGAGCUGAAACGGACGUUUUCGUUGUUGAACGAGUCGUAUAAGAUCACUCGUUUGUCGCCUACGAUGAAUAGGAAAGAUGCGCUGUUGGACGCUUCCAUCAUCAACGAGCCUCAAUUGGAGCUUAUCAAUAAGCUUAAGGAGGAGUUGAACGCUGUUCUUGACAUGCAAGGGGAUUUGCCAAAGCAGUAUGCUUAUUUGGACCAGCAUAAGACAUUGAACCAGAGGUAUGGUACAGUCAAGGAUGUGGUUGGCCGUGGAGCGUACGGAGUGAUUAAGCUUAUUGAUUCGGGAGAUAGCCAGAUUUACGCUGUCAAGGAGCUCCAGAAACGCCCGAUUCCUGAUAGCAAACGCAUGGAGCCCAGCGAUAAGUUCAUUGAUCGGGUGAUUUCCGAGUUUAUUCUCUCUUCAACGCUAAACAACAAGAAUAUUGUUCGUACAGUGGAUCUUAUGGUUUCCCUACCGCCGCAGGAUGCCUCUGUGGAUACCAAUGCAGCCAACUUCAUCGAGAAGAACAUGAAGGUCAACCAGGUGAUGGAAUCCAGCAAUGGCGGUAACCUCUUUACGUACUUGAAGAAGUGUGUUACCCAGAAACACUACGUUUCCAUUGACGAUAUCGAUUGCAUGAUCAAGCAGAUUGCUCGUGGUGUUUGGUACAUGCACCAGCACGGCGUGGCCCACUGUGACUUGAAGCUUGAGAAUAUCUUGAUUGACUAUGACGAGAGCUCCAUCGCUCCUGACGCUGACGGCAAGAAAAAGGCUCGCAUGAACCUUAAGAUUUCAGAUUUCGGUAAAUCUAGUGUUUUCCGUACAGCUUGGGACUCGUCUGAACAACUCUGGCCAGCUUCCAGUGGUGCUAUAGGCUCAGAACCGUAUAUGGCUCCUGAGGAGCACGGCAAGGUAUGCAAAAGCUGGUCUUUGGCAAAGAAAGACUGCUGGGCGCUUGGAGUGUUGAUUCUUGUGUUGUACAACGUCAGAAGACACUAUUUCUGUGGUGCCUCCGAGAACUUCGUUGUAGCUACAUACUACGAUGAAACAUCCAAAGAAGAGGAUUCCAGAGCAUACGGAAGCACUUACUUAUGGAAACGAACAGAUCUCAAACCGCUUUCUCAUAAGAAAUACAAGGAUUCUGUGUUUGACGAGUACGUUCACAACGCCAUGGACGCCGACUACGACAGCAAAACACAAGAGUGGACCAUCAAGAAAAAGGGCACUUUUAUUCCUAUCGAAACGCUUUUCGAUAAAGGUAGCGACGACGAACACUCAAAUGCAUCUGCCAGCGAAGACGAAGAAGGUUUCGAGGAAUCUGACUACGAGUUACGGCGUCUUUUCAUAUACAAGCUCCUUGAUAUGAAUCCUUCUACGAGACUAAGCGUUGACGCUCUUCUCACAGGCGCCUGGCUAAACGAUGUCGAAAGUUGUGCUUGA
Messenger RNA from Candidozyma haemuli, 1830 nucleotides. RefSeq lists its product as uncharacterized. The transcript has a single exon. Gene Ontology annotation, biological process: intracellular monoatomic cation homeostasis; protein phosphorylation; intracellular signal transduction. Bases 1 to 1830 code for a protein of 609 amino acids. The record is from RefSeq and is a predicted model, not a curated record. NCBI's taxonomy places the organism in Eukaryota, Fungi, Ascomycota, Pichiomycetes, Serinales, Metschnikowiaceae. Gene Ontology annotation, molecular function: ATP binding; protein serine/threonine kinase activity.